Molecule: messenger RNA, 1083 nt
Organism: Penicillium longicatenatum
Lineage: Eukaryota; Fungi; Ascomycota; Eurotiomycetes; Eurotiales; Aspergillaceae
Product: zinc-binding alcohol dehydrogenase family protein
Exons: 3
Coding region: 1-1083 (360 amino acids)
Molecular function (GO): oxidoreductase activity, acting on NAD(P)H
Source: RefSeq, a predicted model, not a curated record
AUGUCUGCUCCUAUCAUUCCUGAACACCAGACGGCCAUCAUUGCCGGCCCAGCGGGCGAAUUCCAGGUCUCCUCAGAUGUCAAGGUUCCCAGUUUGGAGCCCCAGGAGAUUUUGAUCAAGACUGGUGCUGUGGCUUUGAAUCCGGUCGAUACUAAGCUUAUUGGUGACUUCGUGACUCCUGGUGUCAUGUUUGGCUUCGACUGUGCCGGCACAGUCGUUGCCGUUGGAAGUGGUGUGACCAGCAACGUCAAGGUCGGAGACCGAGUUUGCGGGUCUGCCAGUGGAAUGAACAAGCUGAAGCCGCUAGGCGGCUCUUUUGCCGAAUAUGUGAAGCUUCAAGGCGAUAUGUGCUUGCACGUGCCUGAUUAUAUGUCUAUCUCUGAUGCGGCGUCAAUGGGUACUGCGAUCGCUUCGGCUGCUAUGUGCCUGUUCGUGUCGCUCAAGUGGCCCGGAAGCUGGAUGGAGGGCCCCAAGGAGGGCGACGAGCCUAAGCCUCCUGUCAUGGUCUACGGUGGAAGUACCUCAACCGGUACCAUGGUCUUGCAGUUGCUGAAAUUGUGCGGCUUCCCCACAAUCACCACCUGCUCUCCUCACAACUUUGAUUUUGUCAAGUCAUAUGGUGCCGAUCAGGUGUACGACUACAAGGCCGCCGACUGUGCGGCCAAAAUCCGUGCCGAUACCAACGAUGAGCUUGAAUUUAUUAUUGACUGUUUUGCCGAGGACUCCUCCAUGCGAUUCUGCUAUGCCGCCAUGGGACGCGCUGGUGGAAAGUAUGUGGCGUUGAACCCAUUCAGCGAGCAUCUACACAACCGCAAGGUCAUCGAGCCGGACUGGAUCCUAGCUACCCGUAUCUCUGGUGACGGCUCCAACUGGCCUGCCCCAUUCUUCUGCCCCCCCGAGCCCAAGAUUUUGGAGAUCUCCCUUCCCUUGUACUCCAUCUUCCAAUCACUGCUGGAUGAGCGCAAGAUCCGUCCCCACACUGUGAGGUUGGAGGCUGGUGGCCUUGCUGGAAUUCCUGAUGGAGUGAAGAAGAUCCGUAGUGGCGAAGUCAGUGGUGUGAAGCUGGUCUACCCUUUGGCUUGA